This is a messenger RNA of Girardinichthys multiradiatus, 1950 nucleotides long. Its product is annotated as ecto-ADP-ribosyltransferase 4-like. Gene Ontology annotation, molecular function: NAD+-protein-arginine ADP-ribosyltransferase activity; NAD+ poly-ADP-ribosyltransferase activity. The transcript is spliced from 2 exons. The coding region runs from base 633 to 1715 and encodes 360 amino acids. The record is from RefSeq and is a predicted model, not a curated record. Lineage: Eukaryota; Metazoa; Chordata; Actinopteri; Cyprinodontiformes; Goodeidae.
CUGUGGACAGAAAAAAUUCAGUUUGGCAGACAAGACUCGGCCACACCAGUGCUGGUCCUCGGAUGCCCAUUCACUGCUUAAGGUGAGAUAAAACAAUGUUGUGAUCCAUCAUGUCAAACACUGCUGUUAAAUCUAAGAGCACAGGAACAAUACAGUCAGCAGAAUCAGUGGCUAAAAAGAUAGUCCAGAGUCAAUUCAUUUGUUUUAUGGUUUUUAAGCAAGGGGUGCCAAUAAAUGUGGCCAGCAUUGUUAUCUAAUGAUACAGUAUACAUUUUAAUGAUUUAUUAAUUAUAUAUUACAGUCUAACAAAGUUACCAGUCUGAGACAACAAUUAAAUAAAUUUUAAUGACCUGUUCUAGGGAAAUCUAUUUUGCAAAAUUGAUUUAAAAAUAAAUUUUGCAAGGUCAAUUUUUGCAGAACAGCAAACUAAACAAAAGACAACAUCUUUUAUCUUACUCAGCAACACUUGAAGUACUGAGAAAUCAACGAUACUGACCUUGUGGCCUUCAUCACAUUCACAGCAAGACAUCUAACAGUUUGCAUAAAAGAAAAGGCCACAAGCUAAACACUUGUUGCUCUCUUAAUGAAGUUGUUAUCUAAGUACAUUACCAGGUUUAUGUCUCUCUAGAUGUAUGUUUGAGGUAGGUCAAGUUGUAAAUUUUGGAAUUAUGUGUACUGUCUUAAUUUGCUUUCUGGAUGUUUACUCUUGGUUACAUGAUGUGUUUCUUUUCAGAUGUAUGAUGCAAUCUAAGAAAAGGCAAGCGUGUCAGCAGAAGUUUCCUGCAUGUGUCAUUGCUUCUUUAGUUUUAUUAGAGGGAUCGCUCAUUGUUUUUGUCAUAUAUUUUUGUCUUAGCUGGAAGGAUACUGUUGAAGAGAGUUCUCAAGAUCUGACCUCUGACUUCAAUGACAAAAAUAGUGCCGGCUGCAGAACCAAAGUUACAGUCGUGAAUGAUGAGGCUAUGAAACAAAAAUACGAUACCUGCAGUGCAAAUUUCAGCAAAGCCUGGAGCCAAUCAGAGCACAAUCUGAAAGAACCUGCAGAAAAGUACAUGGAGAAAACCCAUGCACUGGCUUUAUACCUGUUCACACAUUUGGUGCUGAAACAGGGGAACAAAAACUCUGAACCUGCAGAAAGAACUUUAAAACAAAUGCACGCUUUUGAACCCAUCUCCCUUUAUUCCUCCUUAAGUCAGGCGAUUCAAAUUUUAAAGCAAAAUCAGGUGAUAUGUCUGAGUACAAACUACAAGACAGAGACUGUUUUAGAACUCAAUAUCUCCACCGUUCAGGUUCGAUUUAGUACUUUCAUUUUAGGCUCUGGUAAAUGGAAUUUUCAUAGAAAUGUUUCAUGUUUUGAGAUAUAUUCGUGCUUUGGAGCAAACAUAACUAAAUAUUCUGCCCUUAAAGGAAAUAACCAAGUUCUGAUUCCUCCAUAUGAAGUUUUUACAGUGACUGAUGUUCAGAAACAAACAAAUUCAUGUAAAGUCACGUACAAACUCAGAAGCAAUCUGAACUGUGUUUAUGACAGAGAGCACCACCAGUUGCUUUCUAUAUCUGCAUUACCUAUAGAGGGAUUUUGUCUCAUUUUUACCAUCAUUUGCUUUAUACUUCUGUCCAUUUUACUGCUCUGUGUUAUCAUGAAAUUUUACCAUAGUAUGAACUCAGCACAUAAGGUUUCACCUUUGCAGAACAUUACCCAAUCACAUUACAUCCUGUAAUGUUGCUAAUUUACAAGCCCAUUCCAAAAAAAGAGUAAUAAAACUAAACAAAAAUGUCAGCAAAUGUUUACCUCACAUAUAAUUUUGAGUCUUGAGGUGCAUUGUAAAAGCAUUCACAUGUCAUGAGAUUUGGGAUUUUAUGUGAUAGAUCAACAAAAGGGCAUAAUUGUGAAGCUGGAAAAAUAUAAUACAUGGUUUUCACAAUUCUUUACAAAUAAAAAUCUACUCAGUUUCA